This is a messenger RNA of Thelazia callipaeda (thelaziosis nematode), 297 nucleotides long. The record is from the annotation of a GenBank genome assembly. Lineage: Eukaryota; Metazoa; Nematoda; Chromadorea; Rhabditida; Thelaziidae.
AUGUCGAAAAUGAUAUUAUCAUUAAUACAUCUAAUGCCUCGCCAGAGAUUGAAUAUGAUGAUAAUUUACUAUUUUUUUAUUUGCUAUUACUUGUACGAUUCAUUAGCUGUUGUUUCGGCUUUUAAUCUUGAUAUUCACGCUCCAAUUUAUAAAAUUGGCCCUAAUUAUUCAUAUUUUGGUUUUGCUGUUGCGGAACAUUUCAAGGCAAAUAUUCCGACGUUGAUGUCAAGUCCAACUUUCAUUGCCCAAUUAUCUAUCUAUUUUUUAUGCGAAAAAAAGCUCAAAAUGGAUUUAUAA